Boleophthalmus pectinirostris (great blue-spotted mudskipper) is the source of this 529-nucleotide messenger RNA. Its product is annotated as ubiquinol-cytochrome-c reductase complex assembly factor 5. The transcript is spliced from 2 exons. The coding region runs from base 114 to 353 and encodes 79 amino acids. Lineage: Eukaryota; Metazoa; Chordata; Actinopteri; Gobiiformes; Gobiidae. The record is from RefSeq and is a predicted model, not a curated record.
AAGCCCGGAAACAAAACCAUCUACCACCGCUGCUGCCAUUACGCCUUACCUCUGAAGGGUACAUGGAUCAGUCUUCGGUCAAGCUUCUCGUCACUUGAUUACAGACACAGAAGAUGCUGCAGAGAAGUGAAAACAUUAAAUUUAUCCUUAGUCUCGUUCCUGGUAAACGUCGUUUAGGCACAUACCGGUUUCUCCCUAUAUUUUUCUGUAUUGGUGGUGUCAUGGAGUGGAUCAUGAUCAACGUGAGAAUCGGAAAAGAGACUUUCUAUGAUGUUUACAGAAGAAAACAGUCAGAGCGAGCAUACCAGAAGAGGAUUACAGAAGAUUUAACAAGAGAACCUGUUGUCAAAUAAACUGAAAAGGGUUCCACUUGGAGGCAAAGGUGUCAUUAUCAGUGUAUUACCUCUGAACGUUUUCAGAGGUCUGAAGAAAUGAAAAAGGACAUUAUUUUUGUAUUUGUGGUAAUAUUGGUUGUCUGUAUCAAAAGAAUGAAUGUAUUAAAUAUGUAAAUAAAUCACCAUAAAAUGUG